AUGGACAGACAUAUUGACUUGAUCCUCUCAGACAAGCCCACGGUCGAACGGAACGACCUCCCUGGCAUCAUCUGGCCCACGCAGAUCCCUGGACUGACGGAUGAAACGAUGGCCAGAUAUGACUCGCGUGAGGAAGUCUCAUCAGCCGUCCAGCGGGUUGACUUGAUGUAUGACGGUCUUACGCGUACCUACUUAGAUAGACUGAGCAAGCUUUGGAGAGUGAGCAUGCUGGUUUAUCGCGAGAACCCGCUCUGGCUGCUGUCAGGCCAUCGUGGCAUGUCAUGCCGUUCAGGACGGCGAGCUGAAAAUGAAGACUCGACAUCCGUCAUUUUGCCACUCUGGACCCAGCGUUUCGUCGAUAAUCUCUCGAGCCUGAUUCUUCAUCCCUUUUUCUCAUCGCGACAGAACGGCGCGUUUCUUCGACUGGCACUCCAAUUCGCUGUCGCCUAUCGGAGCCGCGACAAUCGAGUCUGGGAUAUUUCCGCUCUGUUGUUAGAAGCAGGUGUCCAGUGCCCUGCCUUGACUAUGCUCAGCGAUGAGAUGGCCAGACACGGUGCUACACGCUCUGUGGGUGGUGCAGGCGGCCGCAUCUGGAAGAUAUCCGCAACAAGUGUCUACGAAAGACUGUCUACUAUUUGUGGCCUGCUCGACGGCGGCAUGUUGUCGGCCGAGGCCAGGUUCCUGCUGCAGCUGGGAACCGGAGGACGAAGAGAAACGGCGUCGACUCUUCGUCGAGAUGCCCUGCCGGCCAACGAGCCCAGGCACGUUUUUCACGUAGCUACUGACGACCUGGAAUUCAUCUACAGAGCCGCAGAUUUGGUGGCCAGCAAUCCACCUAGCAAGAACGAGGCCAGCAGGGCAUGCACUUACUACUGCGGACGCAACAGAAUCCCGCAGAUCCACAGGACCAACAUGAAACCUCACUUCAUGAAUGCAUACCGGCAUGAGCUUUAUCUGCUGCAGACUUUUAGAGAUCGCAUGGCUGGACUGAGCCUCGAAACUCCCCCUACAGCGAUGCCUCCGGGAGCAAUGCAACAAGUUCCUAUGCAGUUCUCCAUUCAGGGGCCGCCUCCGCCGCAGCAACAGCCUACACCCCUGAAUGCGAUGUCUCACGGCCAAAUGGGUCUCCAAGGACAAUACCAGGCUAGGGCUUGGCCGAGUCAAAUUACGCUGGGUGCAGGGGACCAUGGAGCGCACUUUGGAGCACCGCAUACCUCGAGGCCACCGCCGCGGUCUAUCCCAAUUCGAGAUGAGGAUGCUUCCACAUCAAGCCUUGGGCAUCAUCCGGAUGCAUUCCUGCCGAACCAGUCCACGGCCAGCGCAGGAGCACCUGAGGACCUACCGGCAUGUACUCCCGAGGGCCAGGCUCUAGUGCUGUUGCUGCAGAAUACCCGAGGCGUUGGAGAAUACACUGACUCUGAGCCUCCGAUGUUCGUCUCGGAUUGA
Messenger RNA from Clonostachys solani, 1446 nucleotides. The record is from the annotation of a GenBank genome assembly. Lineage: Eukaryota; Fungi; Ascomycota; Sordariomycetes; Hypocreales; Bionectriaceae.